ACGUGGAUACAGUUUUGGGCAAUAAUUUUAUUUUGAAGUUCGUAAGAAUUGAUUAAUUAAACUCUAUUGCGUACGCCAGGACAUAGAUCCGCAUUGACACCAGCGUUGUCCGAACAACAAAAAUAAUGAAGACCACACCAACAUUGACGAAUUCGAGGCCCGAAUUCAAAGAGAUCCCCAAAGAGCUGAACAAGCACUUGGCCAAUCUCGGAGCUCCACAUGUCGACUCCUUCGAUGAAAUGCUUUCAGUCGGACUGGACCAUUUGGCCAAACAUGUCAUACCAAUGCAAUUUCAAACACCGGCAGGCGAACGCAUUUCCCUUAGGAUUGAGAGUAUUUCCAUAGCCAAGCCACAAGCCCCACAGGAUGUCAUUGAUGUCCGGACUCGGGAGAUUUACCCCACAGAUGCACGGCAACUGCAUGCUUCAUAUAUGGGAAUGUGCUCCAUAAGGCUGGCGUGGCAAGUAAAUGGCCUGCAAAAGACUUCCAUUAACAUGGACUUGGGUGAAGUCCCUAUCAUGCUACGGUCGAAAGCCUGCAAUCUGGGCGGAGCCUCGCCCAAGGAAAUGGUCCAGCACGGUGAACAUGAUAGCGAGUGGGGCGGAAUCUUUAUAAUCCGCGGCAAUGAAAAAAUUGUUCGUAUGCUCGUCCUCACACGCCGCAAUCAUCCGAUUUGUGUAAAACGCUCAUCCUGGAAGGAUCGUGGACACAAUUUCAGUGAUUUGGGUGUCCUGGUGCAGACAGUUCGCGCUGACGAGUCUUCCUUUAGCAAUGUUUUGCAUUACCUUAAUAAUGGAUCGGCCCGCUUCAUGUUUAGCCACGUGAAAAGAUUAUCAUAUGUUCCCGUUUGUCUGAUCCUCAAGUGCCUGAUGGACUACACCGAUGAGGAGAUCUAUAAUCGUCUUAUACAGGGAUACGAGACGGAUCAAUAUUAUAUAUCCUGUGUCCAAACUAUGCUCCGGGAUGUCCAAAAUGAAGGAGUGUACACGCACGCCCAAUGCAGGAAUUUCAUUGGCACUCUGUUUCGUUCUCGCAUCGCAGAGGUUCCCGAAUGGGAACCUGCCGAGGCUGUCACAGACUUCAUACUUAGAGAGCGGAUUAUGGUCCACCUGGAUUCCUACGAGGACAAAUUCCAAUUGAUUGUGUUUAUGGUGCAAAAGCUUUUCCAAUGUGCCCAGGGCAAAUAUAAAGUGGAAAAUGUGGAUUCAGCCAUGAUGCAAGAGGUGCUUCUUCCCGGACAUCUGUAUCAGAAGUAUCUGGGCGAACGGAUUGAAAUGUGGAUGUUUCAGUUGCGCAAAUGCCUGCUAAAAAAAUUAACCACUCCGGAUGCACUGCUCUCCAGCUCCACGUUGACCCAGUGCAUGCGUCAAGCAGGCGGCGUUGGCCGUUCCAUCGAGUCCUUUUUGGCCACAGGUAACAUUGCCUCUCGCUCGGGACUGGGUCUCAUGCAGAACAGUGGCCUGGUCAUAAUGGCCGAGAACAUUAAUCGGAUGCGUUACAUGUCCCAUUUUCGAGCCAUUCAUCGUGGUUCAUAUUUCACAACGAUGAGAACAACAGAAGCCCGUCAAUUAUUGCCAGAUGCUUGGGGAUUUGUGUGUCCAGUUCAUACUCCUGAUGGCACACCUUGUGGACUGCUCAAUCAUUUGACACUAACAUGUGAAAUAUCGAAACGUCCCGAUCCCAAGCUGGUCAAGGCAAUCCCAGCCAAACUCAUUGAAAUGGGCAUGCUACCGCUCUCACAUCGUCCUCAACCCGAGUCCAAGUUGUAUGUGGUCUUUCUAGAUGGUCGCCACUUGGGACACAUCUAUCAAUCGGAUGCGACGAAAAUUGUCGAGGAUUUACGUUAUGGGAAAAUUAUGGGAGAGUUGCCGAAAAUGCUGGAAAUCGGUUUCAUCCCAUUCAAAAAGAAUGGACAAUUCCCCGGCCUCUUUUUGGCCACCAGUCCAGCGCGGAUGAUGCGUCCCGUGUGGAAUUUGAAAUGGCAACGAGUAGAAUACAUUGGAACCCUGGAACAAUUGUACAUGGAAAUAGCAAUCGAUGAGAAAGAAAUGUAUCCAGAUUUCACCACUCACCUGGAGCUGGCAAAGACCCAUUUUAUGAGCAAUUUGGCCAAUCUAAUACCCAUGCCCGAUUACAAUCAAUCGCCGCGUAACAUGUAUCAAUGUCAGAUGGGUAAACAGACCAUGGGCACGCCAUGCCUCAAUUGGCCCAAGCAGGCGGCCAAUAAGUUGUACCGCCUCCAGACACCCGGCACCCCUCUCUUUCGGCCAGUGCACCAUGAUAACAUCCAGCUCGACGACUUUGCCAUGGGCACCAACGCCAUUGUGGCUGUCAUCUCCUACACUGGCUACGACAUGGAAGACGCCAUGAUCAUUAACAAGGCUGCCUAUGAACGGGGUUUUGCCUAUGGCAGCAUCUACAAGUCCAAGUUUGUUCAGUUGCCCAAGAAAUCGAGUUACUUCGCUCGUCAUCCGCAUAUGCCGGAACUGCAGAAAUAUUUGGACACCGAUGGCCUGCCACAUCCCGGAACGAAACUCUCCUAUGGCUGUCCCAUGUAUUGUUAUUUUGAUGGCGAAGUGGCCACCUACAAAGUGAUGAAAAUGGAUGAGAAGGAAGAUUGCUUCGUGGACAGCAUCCGGCAAUUGGGCAGCUUUGAACUGCAGCCGCGGAAGUCAGUGUGCAUCACUUUGCGCGUGCCACGGCCCGCGACCAUUGGAGACAAGUUUGCUUCGCGGGCGGGGCAGAAAGGCAUUUGCUCCCAGAAAUACCCGGCGGAGGAUUUGCCCUUCACGGAAUCUGGCCUCAUACCGGAUAUUGUGUUCAAUCCUCAUGGAUUCCCCUCCCGUAUGACAAUUGCCAUGAUGAUUGAAACCAUGGCAGGCAAGAGUGCCGCUGUCCACGGCAAUGUGUACGAUGCCACUCCGUUUCGCUUCUCGGAGCAGAACACGGCCAUUGAUUACUUUGGCAAAAUGCUGGAGGCUGGAGGCUACAAUUACUAUGGCACUGAACGUCUGUAUUCCGGUGUGGAUGGUAGGGAAAUGACCGCUGAUAUCUUCUUUGGCGUCGUCCACUAUCAGAGACUGCGGCACAUGGUGUUUGACAAGUGGCAAGUCCGAUCCACCGGAGCUGUCGAAGCUCGCACCCAUCAGCCCAUCAAGGGACGCAAACGGGGUGGCGGAGUGCGUUUCGGUGAGAUGGAACGUGAUGCUCUCAUCUCGCAUGGAGCCGCCUUUCUCCUACAGGAUCGCCUCUUUCACAAUUCGGACAAGACCCACACUUUGGUGUGCCACAAGUGUGGCUCCAUUUUGUCGCCCCUCCAGCAGAUUGUGAAACGAAAUGAAACCGGUGGAUUGUCUUCCAAACCGGAAACCUGCCGCUUGUGCGGCGAUAGCAGUUCAGUGUCCAUGAUCGAGAUUCCAUUCUCAUUCAAAUUCCUGGUCACCGAACUGAGUUCGGUCAACAUUAAUGCCCGGUUUAAGCUGAACGCUAUUUAGAUCUAGAUUCAAUCCAACUAUUGAUUGUAUAAUUUUUAAUAAAUUUGUUAAAAUUAAAA
Drosophila willistoni is the source of this 3553-nucleotide messenger RNA. It is a transcript of the gene RpI135, whose product is annotated as DNA-directed RNA polymerase I subunit RPA2. The record is from RefSeq and is a predicted model, not a curated record. The transcript has 3 exons. Gene Ontology annotation, molecular function: DNA-directed RNA polymerase activity; ribonucleoside binding; DNA binding. Gene Ontology annotation, cellular component: nucleus; RNA polymerase I complex. The coding region runs from base 126 to 3494 and encodes 1122 amino acids. Gene Ontology annotation, biological process: DNA-templated transcription. NCBI's taxonomy places the organism in Eukaryota, Metazoa, Arthropoda, Insecta, Diptera, Drosophilidae.